Messenger RNA from Octopus bimaculoides (California two-spot octopus), 981 nucleotides. RefSeq lists its product as uncharacterized. Lineage: Eukaryota; Metazoa; Mollusca; Cephalopoda; Octopoda; Octopodidae. Gene Ontology annotation, molecular function: RNA polymerase II transcription regulatory region sequence-specific DNA binding; DNA-binding transcription factor activity, RNA polymerase II-specific. Gene Ontology annotation, biological process: regulation of transcription by RNA polymerase II. The record is from RefSeq and is a predicted model, not a curated record.
AUGGCUAGGGUAUUCGGCUCGGAGUUUAGAGUUCGAUCCCCUGUGCCGUGUUGUGUUCUUGAUCAAGACGCUUUAUUUCUCGUUGGUCCAAUUCAUUCAGCAAAUAAAAUAAAAAAAGGUGUUGUACCUGAGGUUCAACGGAUACACUGUGUCGCAGUUUGGUUCCAGAACAGACGUGCCAAAUGGAGAAAACGGGAGCGGUACGGCCAGCUACAAACAAUGCGAGCAAUGGCAACAAGUCACGGCUAUGAUAUUUCGAUACAGACCAGACCAGACACGUACCCUCAGAUCCAAAAUAGCGUCUGGCCAAACAAAUGCAUUGCUUCAAACCAGCUUACAAUCUCCAGUUCUUGUAUGGCCCCUCACACUGAUCUCCCAAGCUUUAUGGGUCUGGCAAACCCUAGCCAUUUACAACCAGCCUCACACCAAUCUCGAUCUCAAGUACCAUCCGUCCAGACACAAACCUCCACAUUUUUCAACAAUAAUAUACCAAUCAGAGUAAUGGACCCCUGUUCAGAGACUGAGCGACGCAGUUCAAGCAUUGCUUCUUUACGGUUGAAGGCCCACGAGCAUAGUGUUGCCAUGGGAAUAUUAAGUGUUUACAGUAAGUGAUUGGACUGUUAUCACUGCAAUAUUUUUGAAAGGGAAAAAAAAUUACCAUUAAAAACAUUUGUUGAGCUGCUCCAAGGUGAAAUUCGAACCUUGAACCGCUCUCUCUCUCUCGAUUAUUGCUUCAACUUUGUUAACCAAUUGUCAUUUCUGAGGAUCUAGACCAGGUGUUUUCAAACACUGCGCCGCGGUAGGACGCUAGUGUGCCACCAAUGUGUCGCGAGUUUUUAAAGAGAGUCGAAAAAUGUUCGGACAUUAGGAAAAUUUGGGGUGUUUUUUUUAUGCACCACACCGGUGUAUAUGUGUAUUUGUGGCAAAGUGCAAAGUGCAUACACCCGUUUCGGUUUUAAAACAAUUUUAGAACUAGUUAUG